AUGGAGACAUGGCUCAAAUCGAAGGCAGAUCAGUUGGCACAGGCGGCCCAAGAUCACGUGUCGGCUGUGCAGCAAUCUGCUUCAAAGCUGGCGGUUGCCUUUGAUCCAGUGGGAGCACCACCGGACGACGUGAAGGACGUGGAGUUUCGAGACGGACCGCUCGGCUUUACCUUGGAGGGCAGCCUCGUGGUUUCUGUUCAGCCGAGCUCGCAGGCUGAACGGCUCGGGGUGGAGAUUGGCGAUCGCCUAGUCAAAAUUGACGGCUACGAGGUCCCGAGAUACGAGACGGAUUUCGAAGAACAGCGCGCUCGGAAAGUCAUUUCAAAGUGGCUCAAGGAGAUGCCUCGACCAGCUAUCCUCACGUUCGAACUGCAGCAAGAUCUCGGAGAGGAAGUGGCCAAAGAGACGCCGCAGCCUCGCUCCGAAGAGGCGCCCAAAGCUGGCGCCGUGCAGGUUCUUCAGGCAGAGCUGCAGCGCACACAGGAGGAGCGGAAAAAGCUGGCAGCGGAGCUCAAGGACAGCCAGGAGGCCUGUGGCCAACUGUCAGCUCAAGUGGAGUCCCUCAAGAAAGAGUCUGUGCCGAAUCUUCGCCGACUGUCUGAGAUGGAGGAGCAACUGCAGACGCUCCGCACCCAGAACAAGGAGUUGGUCAGCGCUGUGAAUGCGACUUCGACAAGCCGAGCUGACGAGGAAUUGCUGAAGCUCCGCCAGGCACUGGCAGCCACUCAAGAAGCCAGCCAAGCUGCGGUACAGGCAGCACAAACCAAAACCGAGGCGGCAGAGGAUAAGUACUCGGAGCAACAGCAGGAGGUGCAAGCUCUGAUGCUGCAAGUUGCAGAUCUCACGGAGCAGGCGGAAAACCGCAGGCUGCAGAUUGAGCCCAUGGAGAAGGAGUCUGCGCCCUCUGUGCCAGAGCUCCAAGGCCAGGCUUGGAGCGGGCAGUCCGUCUUCUUUUGCUUUCAGGCUGCCCAUGAGGCCGAGCUGGAUCUCUUUCGUGAGGAGCAAGCCAUGCGGAAAGAGCAGCACCAACAAGAGCUUCAGGAGCUGCAGCGUCGUCUGGGAGAUCAGCAAAUCAAGGCUGAUCGAGAGCUUCAAGAUGUGCAACUACAGCUGCAGAAGUGUCCAAAGAGGCUCUGCAGGAAGCCCAAGCAGCGGGCUGAGGACUUCGCACUUUGUCGCUUGCAGCCCGGCCCACCGCAGGUGAAUGCCGAAGCCGCGGCUGUGGAAGCGACUGCUGCAAGGCCGGGGCCCCGCGUCGGGCGCAGGGCGCCGCAGUUGAUGGACGCCUCGCGCAAUGCAUUGCUCUUGGUCGCCCGUACCAUUGCGGCACUUCGCGAAGCCGCUGCAGACGCUACGUCGGAUGUACACUUGGACCUCGUCUCCAUGCUCGUGCCCUGGGCCAUCCUCGGCCCAGCUCAGAGGGAUGCACAAGUGCAAGAGCGCUGGAACAACGCAAGAGGCCUGGAUUUUGCGAAUGGGACAGCCAAGCAUGAAUACAUCUUGAUCGGGCUAGGGAGUGGCUCCACUUCACUGCGUGAGGCCUGGCAAAGAUCUCAGCUGGAUGCAGGCGUGAAGUUGAAGCCCUUCGCUCCCAGCCUCGAGCCAGCUCUGCUUGCCGAGCGCGAUGGCGAAGAAGAUGCAGAUCCUUCUCCCGUGGGCGAUAGCCUUCAGGUACUGGAGCUACGCAAGAGGAUCAAUCUCUUGGAGACCAGGCUCGUCGGAGUUGGCACGCGCGAACUGUGGGAGUUGGAGCAGUUUCUGCUGCGGCAGCACUCUCAGGACGUGGGCACCGGCAGUGUGAGACCGAGCUGGGAGCUGCGGCUGGCGGCUCUGGCAGGUCCCCACGUUGCCGCUGUCGCUGUGGCACUGCACCGCUGGUCUCUGAGCGGACUUCGUGGCUUCACGGAGCGUUUGCUCAAGAGCGAGGCCUGGCUCUGGGUCUUUUAUGCUCACCUGCUGGUUCUGUAUACCAUUUCAGCUUCGUGCUCUGUACAAACCACAGCAGAUGCUGGAAGAGGCGCUGUCGAGACCCUGAAUGCCCAGCUGGCUGCUAUGGCCGGAAGCAGCACUCCAGCCGCAACCCAUUUGCGGGGAAGCUGA
This is a messenger RNA of Symbiodinium necroappetens, 2100 nucleotides long. The record is from the annotation of a GenBank genome assembly. NCBI's taxonomy places the organism in Eukaryota, Dinophyceae, Suessiales, Symbiodiniaceae.